AUGUGCCACCAGACUCCGCUGCUGAGGGAAGGUGAUGAUCUGAGCGAGUUUCAAGUGAACACUUUAUGCAUGAGAUAUGGACUUGCGGCUGCACCAACACCGAACGAAAUUCCGCUGCUGAGGGAAGGUGAUGACCUGAGCGAGUUUCAAGUGAACGCUUUAUGCAUGAGAUAUGGACUUGCGACUGCACCAACACCGAACGAAAAUACUCUUCUCACAGCUACAUCAGCUGUUGUUCGUGAAGACCUUAAAUGCUAUGAGCCUAAUAAAAGGGUAUUCAAAAGAGACAUCGAGCGUGCGAAGGUUGAGGUGCAAAAGCAGUAUGAAGCAGCAUUGAAAGCCAUCCGCGACAGGAGAGGCGAACUUCUGGCUGCGAAGGCAUUACUAAGGGAAGGAGGUUUCACACGAUGA
Messenger RNA from Strongylus vulgaris, 411 nucleotides. The record is from the annotation of a GenBank genome assembly. Lineage: Eukaryota; Metazoa; Nematoda; Chromadorea; Rhabditida; Strongylidae.